AUCCACUGUUCGUCAGGAACUGAGGACGUCACUGUUCUGAUCACAAUGGAUGAAGAAGAACCUCAGCUCGGUGCUGAUGCUAAACUGUCAAUCACCAUACAGAACACGAGUUCAGAACAGCGCAGCGUCACUCUCUUCGGGCAGGUGGAAGUAGUGUAUUACACUGGGGUACAUAAAGCUACAGUGAAGAAGGACCAGGUACCUGUCGACCUCCAACCCAGUGAAGUUGAGACUGUGGACUGGACUCUACUGUAUGAUGACUAUAAAGAUCAGCUGGUUGAUCAGGCGAUUCUGAUGCUCACUCUUACUGGACGCGUCACUGAGACUAAACAGGUUCUGGUGACCCAGUUCAGUUUCAGACUGCGAACACCAGAUAUUCUGAUAACUCCUGUAGGGGACGCUGUCGUUGGUAAAGAGUUGAGUGUUAAGAUUGUUUUCCGGAAUCUGCUGCGCUGCACACUGAUGAAUGUCAAGUUUCGCAUCGAAGGACUGGGACUGCAAAGUAUUAGAGAGAUUUCCUAUGGGUAAGACGUCAACUUUGAGUUAAUUC
Molecule: messenger RNA, 550 nt
Organism: Triplophysa rosa
Lineage: Eukaryota; Metazoa; Chordata; Actinopteri; Cypriniformes; Nemacheilidae
Product: protein-glutamine gamma-glutamyltransferase K-like
Exons: 3
Coding region: 46-528 (160 amino acids)
Biological process (GO): peptide cross-linking
Molecular function (GO): protein-glutamine gamma-glutamyltransferase activity
Source: RefSeq, a predicted model, not a curated record